CUUUGAAGAAAGUGCGGGAGGUGGGGGCGGCUUCCUAGCCCGACUGGUCAUGGAGCUGGCGCAGGAAGUGCGGGCACUGGGCUGCUGGGCGGCCGAGGAGAUGGGGGUGCCCGCGGCGGCCCGGCCCUCGGAGUCGACGCUGCGUAGGCUGUGUCUGGGCCAGGGGGCCGACAUCUGGGCCUACGUCCUGCGGCAUGUGUACAGCCAGAGAACUGUCAAGAAGAUCCGAGGAAACCUGCUCUGGUAUGGCCACCAGGACAGCCCAGAGGUUCGUCAGAAGUCAGAGCUGGAAGCCACCGUGGCCCAUCUACGGACAGAGAUCCAAGAGCUGGAACAGAGCCUGGAGCUGAUAGAGCAAGAGAACGAGACUCAUGACACGGCCAUGGAACAGGCACUGCAGAAUGUGCGAGACACGCAGCGUUGUGCUCUCCUCCUCCGGGCCAAAGCAGGAGCCAUGAGAAGACAGCAGCGUGGGCUCCAAGAUCCCAUGCAGCGGCUGCAGAACCAGCUCAGCCACCUGCAGGAUAUCGAAAGGAAGGCCAAAGCAGAAGUGACCUUUGGACACCUGACACCAGCAUCCCUGGGCAUGGAGCCUGUGGUCCUGCGUGAUGUCCGAACAGUCUGCACCCUCCGGGCUCAGUUCCUGCAGAACCUCCUGACUCCCCAGGCCAGGGAAGGCAGUGUCCCAACCAUCCCUGAUGACCACUUUGGAGCUUCCUACCAGCAGUGGCUUAGCUCUGUGGAGACACUGCUGACCAACCACCCCCCAGGCCAUGUGCUGGCUGCCCUGGAGCACCUAGCUGCAGAGCGGGAGUCUGAGAUUCAGUCCCUGUGCAGUGGGCACAGGCUGGGAGAUGUGGAGCCACCCAGGUCCCAGGCCCUGGACCAGAUGGACUCCAGCCAGGCUCUGCCAUCCAUGGUACAUCUCCUCCAGGAGGGUUGGCAGACUGUGGGUGCACUGCUCUCCCAGCGGGGCGCCCUCCUCAAGGAGCAUCAAGUCCUGAGACAGCACCUUCAGAGCCUGGUGGAGGAGGUGGGGAGCCGUACCCUGGGAUCCAGCGAAAGGCAGGCACUAAUGCUGGAGCUUCGGAGGUGUGGCCUGCAGGCAGAACUCAAGGCCCUGCGUGCCCAGAGCAAGGAGCUGGAGGAUGCGGCCAGGCACCAGCAGCUCCUGCUGAGAGAGCUGCAGGCCAAACAGCAGCGGAUCCUACACUGGCGUCGGCGGGUGGAGGAGACACAGGAACAGAUCCGCCUGCUCAUCAAGGGAAACUCGGCCAGCAAGACCCGCCUGGGCCGGAGCCCUGGGGAGGUGCUGGCCCUGGUUCAGCGGAAGGUGGUCCCCAUGGCGGAGGCAAUAGCCCCACAGAGCCAGGAGCUGCUUCGCUGUCUGCAGGAAGAAGCCAGUCAUCUGGCCCACCUUCCCCUGAACAGCCUGCUACGGCCCAGCCCCGGAGGGUUGGAACCCCUUCCCACAUUCCUGCCGUCUGUCUACCAGCUGCACCCUGCCUCCCCACAGAGCUCAAGCCUCAUAGCGCUAGCCGGCACCCUGGGGCUGCCCAGAGGGCAGGCACCAGAACUGCUCCUCCCGAGGGCCGCCUCUCUUCGCCAGGACCUUCUGUUGCUCCAGGACCAGCAGCAUCUUCGGGGCUGGGACCUGCUCCGAGUGAAGACCAACCUGCCUCCAGGACCAUCCCCCCAGGAGCUGCUGCAGAUCCUGGCAGUGCAGGAAAAGGAACAGAAGGAGAAUCCCGGCAGAGCCCUGAGGAGGCUUGAGAACCUGCUGAAACAGGCACUGGAGCGAAUCCCCGAGCUGCAGGUGGCUGUGACAGACUGGUGGGAGCAGCCGGGCCAAGGCGCCCUCACCGAGGAGCUCUGCCAAGGCCUGUCCCUGUGCCAGUGGCGGCUGCGCUGGGUGCAGGCCCAGGGGGCCCUACAGCAGCUGUGCAGAUGAACGGUCUCAAACAAAAGUCACCGUGUUCAUGUUUGUCCACCCAUCACAGCCACUUCACACUUCCCAGAAGGACACAUUGCCAGGACUUGGCCCCCACCCCUUUGCCUGUCGCCACAUCUGCAGCCCUGCUCACAUGCUGUCCUGUGGCUGCUCACAAGGCCUUUGCCCUGCCCCUUCAUCCCCCCUCCCUCAGCCAAGAGGGCACUCCAAGCACCCCUGAAAGGCCUUGUCACCUUCACUCUCAUCAAAAAGCAAUUGAGCAUCUCCUCUGG
Messenger RNA from Ochotona princeps (American pika), 2223 nucleotides. RefSeq names its product HAUS augmin like complex subunit 5 (gene HAUS5). Gene Ontology annotation, cellular component: centrosome; HAUS complex. The transcript is spliced from 19 exons. The coding region runs from base 50 to 1951 and encodes 633 amino acids. Lineage: Eukaryota; Metazoa; Chordata; Mammalia; Lagomorpha; Ochotonidae. The record is from RefSeq and is a predicted model, not a curated record. Gene Ontology annotation, biological process: spindle assembly; centrosome cycle.